Molecule: messenger RNA, 696 nt
Organism: Suillus fuscotomentosus
Lineage: Eukaryota; Fungi; Basidiomycota; Agaricomycetes; Boletales; Suillaceae
Exons: 4
Coding region: 1-696 (231 amino acids)
Biological process (GO): protein folding in endoplasmic reticulum
Cellular component (GO): EMC complex
Source: RefSeq, a predicted model, not a curated record
AUGAAUCCCAACAGUGGCUUCAAUAACCUUCCUCAAUACUUGGCAAACUUGGCUAGACACAUUACAACCAGCUCAUAUGCUACUGUGACUGCAUUGGCUGCAUCUUCCUUGGAUGAGGAUACACUCAUGUGCGACACUUUUGGAUUCCAAAAGAUCAUCGUGGCAGCUACACCAUACAUGAAGAUCUUUGGCAUCGACUUCAGCAAUGGUCAAGUGUUGUGGAGUUGUAUGCUCAGUCUUGGUUGGGCAGUGAAGGUUGGUGGGACAAUAAUUCUUAUCAAAAUGUUCAUCACGUGGACAGUGAGUGAUCCAGAAGGACCUCACAUAGUGCUUGUCACACAAUAUUGGGCUGAUAAUUCUCUUGUUGACACUGUGCUGUUCCAUGUGAAUGCACUUAUGGGAGACAAUGUCAGAGAGGAGAACCCAUUUAUUCCUAGAGCUGCCUUGCAAGGUCUUAAUGCUGUCAUAGGUCCACUGGUUGAUAUUUUCAUGCUUCCAAAUGAGAACCAGAUCAUAGUUAUGCUUAAUGAAUACCUCCAGGCGUGCCUUUAUCCAGACACUCCAUCGGCUCAGGCUGAGUUUGAGUCAUUUGUCCUGUCUAUACAUCUUGCUCUCCUCAACCAGCGCCAGAUCUUUGACCAUCAACUGGACCUCAAUCUCGAGCUGUAUCAGUUUUAUGUUGCCUAUCCAACAUAG